Messenger RNA from Fusarium pseudograminearum CS3096, 159 nucleotides. RefSeq lists its product as uncharacterized. Lineage: Eukaryota; Fungi; Ascomycota; Sordariomycetes; Hypocreales; Nectriaceae. Bases 1 to 159 code for a protein of 52 amino acids. The record is from RefSeq and is a predicted model, not a curated record. The transcript has 2 exons.
AUGACUAUGUCACCCACUGUACAGCCAUCAUAUGCAGUAAGUAGAUCAAUAAAUACCGUCACAACUUGGAACCCUUCAGAAUCAUCAGUUGGUGCAAUUCACUUAUGUGGUUGGAGCAUCGCGGUCAAGUCUAGAACAUAUGCAGGGGCCUAUUCUUAG